Molecule: messenger RNA, 1035 nt
Organism: Cladophialophora carrionii CBS 160.54
Lineage: Eukaryota; Fungi; Ascomycota; Eurotiomycetes; Chaetothyriales; Herpotrichiellaceae
Exons: 1
Coding region: 1-1035 (344 amino acids)
Molecular function (GO): dioxygenase activity
Source: RefSeq, a predicted model, not a curated record
AUGGAAGAAGCGACCGGCACGUCUUUCCCAAUCAUUGACAUAUCUCGCAUCCACGACCCCGAGUCCCAACUGCAACUCGCCCAAGAAAUCACCUCGGCCUGCCAGCAAUGGGGCUUCCUCCUGCUCAAAGGACACCCGAUACUACCGUCGGACAUCGACGAGAUGUUCUCCCUGGGAAAGCAAUUCUUCACGCUCCCAGAAGACCAGAAGGCUCCCUACCCGAUCACCUCUCGGACGAUCGGCUACGUGGGAAGUUUUCAAGACAGAGGCAAAGACGAUAAGAUGUCCAUGUGGUUCGGCGGCGGGCCCCCCGGCACGCUUGACGAUAACAAGGCCAUGCUCCCACCCUUCUGGCACGAGCACACGCGCAAAGUCGAGGCGUUCAAACACCAGUGCCACGCCCUGAUCGUCAAACUCCUCGAGUGCUUCGCGCUGGCCCUGCACCUCCCGGACCGGGACUUCUUUGCGACCGCGCACGACGAAUCCGCCAGCCAAGACAACUCCCUGCGCAUGAUCCUGUAUCCUGCGCGCUCGGAAAUGCCGGCCUUUGAAGGCCUGGGGUCCAGAAUGGCCGAGCACACCGACUCCGGCAGCGUGACGCUCCUGUUUCAGCGGGCGCCGGGCCUCGAGGUCCUCUCCCCUUCUGGCUGCUGGGUCCGCGCCCCGCACAUCCAGGACUGCAUCCUGGUGAAUUUGGGGGACACGCUCUCGUUCUGGUCCUCCGGGCGGCUGAAAGCCACGCUCCACCGCGUCACCUUUGGCAGCCUGUCGCACGACCAGGAGAGGCAGACAAUGGCCUACUUUGCCAAGGCGAGUCCCGACACGGUACUGCAGCCCAUCUUCGGCGAGAGCACGUCCAACAAGUACUUCACGAAUGGCGUGGAGCUGAGGCCGGGCAUGACGGUUCGCGAACUGAGCACCACUAUCAUGCGCAACAUCUACGGCGCCGCGUUCCAGUCUGCUGAGAAGCAGGUCGAGAGGGCGGACGUAGCGACGAGUGCGAACAGGCAGACUGCUGCUGCUGCUGCUGUCUGA